UGAGCCACCAUGCCUGGCCAACUUCUUGCUCUUUUUGCCACUCCUUUUAAGCUGAUAUAUUUGGAACUGAGGUAGCCUCAUUCUACAGGUUUAGAUCUGAAGUAUUUUAACUAUUGCUUCUUCCAGUGUAUUUUCUGGUUUGCAGGCCAGUUUCUUCUUUAACUCAUCAGUGACACAGUGGUUUGUAUGGCUUUUAAUUUCAAAGAAUAUUUUUUCAAUUUGCUUUUUUGUUUUUUGCUGAUUUUUAUCUAUGUUAAUUUUAACUAGACAUGUUCCCUUGAUGGGCAUGACUAGAUUUUUUCUUCCCCACUGCGUUUAUAAUUUAGAUGGAUUUUCACAUCUCAAGCCAGUUUAGAGUGUGGAAAAUAGGACUCCUUAAAGCACAGAUAUGACAGGUGGUUCAGAUUUACGAGGGUAACUCAGGUGAGAGUGUAUCAUUGUACUUGGCACACAGCACUCAGUAACUAUCACCUUUGAUUUAAAUGAAUGCAGCUGUAAAUGCUUUCCUAGGUGUCUUGUUGAUGUUUGUUAAUUUCUGUAGAGUUUCAUUCUGCUCCUUUCACUGUUUAUCACUUGACCCUUAUCACUUGAGAGUCCCCUUAUCACUUGACCUGCUGUUACAUUAUGUUUGAUUUAUUACAAAUACCCCAUCAGCCUGGGUCUCUCUUUACUCCCUUUGUACACCUACAUCUAAACAUAGGGAUUUGGAUUAUCUCAGGAUCCCACAUCCUCACUGUACCCCCACCGCUACCAUAUCUUUCUUAAGUUUUCUAGUCCCUCCUUUUCAUUUGUGCUUCUUAAAGCCCAGCCCCAUGCCUGACUGUGGUUCCCACUGAGUUCUGUGACAAGCAUUCUACAUUUAUAGAUAUUAAAUCUUUGGCUGGGUCAUUUACCUGGGCUGGAAUAGGGCUCUCGGCUGAUCCUCCUUCCUAAACACCCACUCAAUGGGAGAGGCUGAUACCCAACAUGCAAACCUUGUUUUUUACUUCUCCAGGCAAAGGGAUGUUGGAAGACAUUCUGGAGGGGGUAGGGUGUGAAGAUUUACAAAUAAUCUUUGAAUAUCUGCUUCAUGAUAGGUCUUGGAGGUGCCUUGUGGGUGUGGCUUUGGAGGGAUGGUUACGAAGAAAUUGUGGAUAUUAAGGAAGUCAGGAAAGGAAAAGAUCACUCACUCACAAUUCAACAAUUCAGAGAAAGCUCCUAAGGGACUUUCUGGCUGCUUGAUGCCCUAGAAGCCAGGCCCUCACUUCUGUAAAUGCUGGGGACUGUGGAUACAGAAUUUAAAGGGUCACCAAAAAAACUCAGUAAUCAAGAUAAACAAUAUUUUAAUGUAAUAUCUUUAAAAAUAAAAUCAAUGCAAAAAGAAAACACCCCUGUUGAACAAAACGCUCAGACUUAUGCCUCCUUUCCAACACCGCCCCACCUCCACCCCACCCUCCGGAAGUUUCCUCCAAGCCGCACCUGUACCCCAGCCUCCAAUAAAAACCUCGGGAAUUUCCUGAUCAAGCUUCGGAUCCCCACCACCACCAGGGGAUCUUUUGCUGUUCACCCCAAGUUCAGUCUGCAUCCCCUAAAAUCCUAGGGACACGCGACCAGUCUCCCCCAUCUGCAUUCCGGGAGUUUGCCCCAAACCAAUCCUGCUCUCCGCGAAAAUAGCCUUGGGGUUCCCUGUCCUGGUACACCCUCCUACUCUAGGGGACAAAGGGCCGGUGUCGCCUCCAAACUGGUAGUUCCCGCAGAGCAUCGUCUCUCCCUGAGCCGCGUCUGUCCCGACCUGGCUCAGGGAAGGGCGCAUCAGGGCGGAGACUUGCGUAGUGAGCUCAGCUCACCCGCACCUUGAAGGUCAGCGCACACUGGCCACCCGCAGAGCACCGGGACCACAUUUUGCAGAAUCCUUCGGCAGUCCCGCGAUGUCUUCGCGGUCAGCAGAUCUCAUUGGUUUACAGAGAAACUUGUCAACGUCACUUGGGCAUCUUAAGAGUGGGUUCGUAAACUUGGUUGUGUGCGCUGUGCAGAUGUCAGUCACCCUGUGUGGUGGGCAAAGCCGACUUCUCCGCCUCUGUAUCUCCGAAACUACAAUCCCCAGAGGCCUCUGCGGUCACUUCCGCUCCCAUCCCUAUGCUUCAGUGUGUAGUGUUGACGUCAGAAACACUUCCGGUCGGUGGCCCAGGCGCGUUAAGCUGGUUGGGACCCGGGAAGGCCUCCCUCUUAAGGUCUUUCCCACACCUCUGCAUCUUGUUACCUGACCUUCGGCUUCAGGAUCCGCAGCGUGCACCCGCGUUCCAUCUGUCUUCUGAGACUUUGCCCUUCUCCAGGAAGAGCACUCAGGAGACCAGGAAAAUGGCCACAGGGCUCCUGAGAGCCAAAAAAGAGGCGUUCGUGGCAUUCAGGGAUGUGGCUGUGGACUUCACCCAGGAGGAGUGGAGGUUGUUGAGCCCUGCUCAGAGGACCCUGCACAGGGAGGUGAUGCUGGAGACUUAUAACCAUCUGGUCUCACUGGAAAUUCCAUCUUCUAAACCAAAACUCAUUGCUCAGCUGGAGCGAGGGGAAGAGCCCUGGAGAGAGGAGAGAAAAUGUCCACUGGACCUCUGUCCAGCAGAAUCGAAGCCAGAAAUUCAACUUAGUCCCUCCUGCCCUCUGAUUUUCUCCAAUCAGCAAGCUCUCAGCCAACAUGUGUGGCUGAGUCAUCUCUCUCAGCUGUUUUCAAGUUUAUGGGCAGGAAAUCCUCUCCAGCUGGGAAAACACUAUCCAGAAGAUCCGAAACAACAGCAGGAUCCAUUCUGCUUGAGUGGCAAAGCAGAAUGGAUUCAAGAGGGAGAAGACUCCAGACUCCUGUUUGGGAGAGUAAGCAAAAAUGGCACUUCAAAGGCACUUUCUAGCCCGCCUGAAGAACAGCCAGCACAGUCCAAGGAAGACAACACAGUGGUGGAUAUAGGGCCCAGCCCUGAACGGAGGGCAGACCUAGAGGAAACAGACGAAGUAUUGCAUGGUUUAGAAGUCUCAGGAUUUGGAGAAAUCAAAUAUGAAGAGUUUGGGCCAGGCUUUAUCAAGGAGUCAAACCUCUUUAGCAUCCAGAAGACACAAACUGGGGAGACACCUUACAUGUACACUGAGUGGGGAGACAGCUUUGGCAGUAUGUCAAUCCUCAUCAAAAACCCAAGGACACACUCUGGGGAAAAGCCUUAUGUGUGCAGGGAAUGUGGGCGAGGCUUUACGUGGAAGUCAAACCUGAUCACACAUCAGAGGACACACUCAGGGGAGAAACCUUAUGUGUGCAAGGAUUGUGGACGAGGCUUUACUUGGAAGUCGAACCUCUUUACACAUCAGCGGACACACUCAGGGCUCAAGCCUUAUGUGUGCAAGGAAUGUGGGCAGAGCUUUAGCCUGAAGUCAAACCUCAUCACCCACCAGAGGGCGCACACUGGGGAGAAGCCUUAUGUUUGCAGGGAAUGUGGGCGUGGCUUUCGCCAGCAUUCACACCUGGUCAGACACAAGAGGACACAUUCAGGAGAGAAGCCUUACAUUUGCAGGGAGUGUGAGCAAGGCUUUAGCCAGAAGUCACACCUCAUCAGACACUUAAGGACACACACAGGAGAGAAGCCUUAUGUAUGCACAGAAUGUGGGCGUCACUUUAGCUGGAAAUCAAACCUCAAAACACACCAGAGGACACACUCAGGGGUUAAACCUUAUGUCUGCCUGGAGUGCGGGCAGUGCUUUAGCCUGAAGUCAAACCUUAACAAACACCAGAGGUCACACACAGGGGAGAAGCCAUUUGUAUGUACGGAGUGUGGGCGAGGCUUUACCCGGAAAUCAACCCUCAUCACGCACCAGAGGACACACUCAGGGGAGAAGCCAUUUGUAUGUGCUGAGUGUGGACGAGGCUUUAAUGAUAAGUCCACCCUCAUUUCACACCAGAGGACACAUUCAGGGGAAAAGCCUUUUAUGUGCAGGGAGUGUGGCAGAAGGUUUCGGCAGAAGCCUAACCUGUUUAGGCACAAGAGGGCACACUCAGGUGCCUUUGUGUGCAGGGAGUGUGGGCAAGGCUUUUGUGCUAAGUUAACUCUCAUUAAACACCAGAGAGCACACGCAGGGGGGAAGCCUCAUGUGUGCAGGGAGUGUGGGCAAGGCUUUAGCCGGCAGUCGCACCUCAUUAGACACCAGAGGACACAUUCAGGAGAGAAGCCUUAUAUUUGCAGAAAAUGUGGACGGGGCUUUAGUCGGAAGUCCAACCUUAUCAGACAUCAGAGGACACACUCAGGAUAGAAACUUUAUGUGUACAGGGAAUGUGGUACAGCCUUUAGCCAGGAGUCAUACUUCAUCAGACACCAGAGGACACACACAGUGCUGUGGCUUUUUCAGCCAUUGCUAGAUACCAAAGUGGAGACAUUGUGUGUGUGAUUGUGCAUGAGACUGUACUGGUAAGACUUGUAUCUCCAUCCACCUGAAGGAGAAUUGCUGGCUCAUUUUCAGGAGCCCUGCCCUUCCUCACUGUGGAUGGUGGGUUGUGGAAACCCGGUCAGGUAAUGAUAGUGGCAGGAGGCAGUCAAAUGCCCAGGCAGAUAGGGGUGGGUACCUGGUGAAACCCAACCUUAAAGCUGAAGACAGUCCCGGCUAAAUCCUCAUACUGAAUUGAGAACCUGUCUUCCCAUUUGGUGUGCUUUCCUCCGAUUGAUCCCAACCCUUCACCUAUUUUACAUAUACCUGCCCUUUCCUAAUUGGUUUUUACACUGCUGUGCCCACCUUUGAGUGGUGCCUUUGCAUACUUACAAAUCAGUCAACAUGUAUUCCCCUAUUCUGAGCCCAUAAAAGACCCAGACUCAGCUGCAGUGAGGAGAGAAAUCACCCUGCUGUGGGGGUUGGGGACCACUCCCUGCAUCCCCUCUCCACUGAGAGCUGUUCUUUCGCUCAAUAAAAUUCUUUUCUACCCAUCCUCA
Gorilla gorilla gorilla (western lowland gorilla) is the source of this 4931-nucleotide messenger RNA. RefSeq names its product zinc finger protein 875 (gene ZNF875). Gene Ontology annotation, molecular function: DNA-binding transcription factor activity, RNA polymerase II-specific; RNA polymerase II cis-regulatory region sequence-specific DNA binding. NCBI's taxonomy places the organism in Eukaryota, Metazoa, Chordata, Mammalia, Primates, Hominidae. The record is from RefSeq and is a predicted model, not a curated record. Gene Ontology annotation, biological process: regulation of transcription by RNA polymerase II. The transcript has 5 exons. Bases 2116 to 4260 code for a protein of 714 amino acids.